AUGGGAUACAGAAAGCCUAUAGUAAUUCUUUAUGGUUCGGAAACGGGAAAUUCGGAAGACUACGCUUACUGCCUUUCUCGCAAACUACGAUACGAAAGAUAUGUUUUGACUGUUUGCUCCUUAGACGAGUUUGACCUCAAAGAACUUCUCGAUAUUAAUUGUCUCAUAAUUAUAUGCUCUACAGCUGGCCAAGGUGAGAUUCCUCGAAAUGGGCGCAAUUUUUGGAGGUUUAUGUUAAGAAAACGAUUACCCUCAGAUCUGUUCUCUCAUUUAAAAUUCACCAGUUUUGGACUGGGCGACUCCUCUUACCCAAAAUAUAACUCAGCUGUGCGCAAAAUUCAUGCUAGAUUUCUACAACUCGGUGCUAAGGAACUAUGUAUCAGAGGCGAAGGGAAUGAGCAGGCUCCCGAAGGAGUAGAUGCAUUUUAUACUGCUUGGGAGGAAAUAGUGAUUUCUAGCCUCAAGACCCAAUUUCCGUUAUCGGUCAGCUUGCUUCCAAUUCCAGAAACUGAGCUUCUUGAACCUACUACUUUAUUGAAACCUUUAACACAAAAAAAGACUCUUGAUACUGAAGUUAAUAUGAAGAUGGAUGCAAUAGAGCGAUAUAUGGACGAUCAUUCUGAUAAACUGAUUAAGUUUGUGGUCCUUGAAAACAAAAGACUGACUACAGUGGACCAUUUUCAAGAUGUUAGGCUUUUGAAGCUGCAGUGUAUUGAUUGCGUAUUAUCGUAUGAGCCGGGAGAUUUAUUGUCUUUGUAUCCAUCAAAUGACCUGAGAGAUGUGAAUGCCCUAAUAGAAUUGCAAGGAUGGACAAACAUUGCUGAUCUCCCACUGCAAAUUGAAGGACCUCUCAAAGUUCCAGGGGGGCUUAUCAAGAAUCUUACUCUCAAAUCGUUUAUUAUGCAUCAUUUGGACAUUAUGUCUAUUCCAAGACGUUCUUUUUUUUCACUCGCUUGGCAUUUCGCUUCCGACCAGAUGGAACAAGAUAAAUUAAGAGAGUUCUCCAAGCCAAAUGCAAGUGAACAACUGUAUGACUAUGCUAAUAGGCCUCGCAGAUCUAUUCUAGAGGUCCUCCAGGAAUUUUCGUCCCUAAAAAUCCCUUUGAAUUAUUUGCCUGAGUUGAUCCCUCAAUUAAAGCCAAGAUUGUUUUCAAUCUCUUCGAAGCCAGACAAAUCGAUCAUAGAGCUUACGGUUGCAAUAGUUGAAUACAAAACCAUCAUUCGUCGGCUAAGAAGAGGUGUUUGCACUCGGUGGGUAAAGACUUUGAGCCCUGGGGAUCUAAUAGUGAGCUCGCUAGUUAAAAAUCGGAUGGGCCACAAUUUUAUGAACGAUCGUCCCAUAGUGAUGAUUGGUGCAGGAACAGGGAUUGCACCUAUUAAGUCACUCAUUGAAGAAUCCAUAAUAAAUGCUUCUUCUCGGCCACUGUGCCUAUUCCCGGGUCACAGAUAUUCGAACAAGGACUAUCUUUACGGCCAACUUUGGUCACAACUAGAACGAGAAGAAAAGUUGCUCGUUUUCCCUUCUUUCUCGAGAGAGAAUUCUGCUUAUGUGCAAGAUACGCUGUACAAGAAUAAAGACUUGGUAAACAGGCUCAUUGUGUUCGAAAAUGCAUCAAUCUUCCUCUGUGGAUCGUCAGGUAAGAUGCCAUCGCAAGUCAGAUUGACUCUUGAAGCCAUAUUUGCCGAAAUGAACCAGUGGACUGAAGAUGAAGCACGUAAGUACUUGAUCGCUCUUGAAGAUAAAGGUAGCUAUGUACAGGAGACAUGGUGAUUGUCCCUAUAUGAUUAGGUUGUUAGAGGGAGAGUGAUGAUUCAUUUAAUAGCAAUUUUCUCAAAAUUUUGCUCUAAACUAGCUGUUCUAUUCUCUUCUAGCGUGCGGACUGGUUUUACAGGUGAUUUUUUGAGUUCUUCCGGUUGCUGGUCCUCUAUUUCUUGAUUUUGCAUUUGCUCUUCCCCAUCUUCGUCAAACAAGUCGCCAUCUUGAGAGUUCUCAAAGUUAUCAUGGGCGUCAUAGUCAACCCUAUCAUCAUAUUGAGAUUCAUCAAGGUGGUACUCGCUCUUAUUGUCCAGGCACUUUCUAUUAGGAUUGUCCAUCAUCCACCAGUCAAGAGUGGACUUUGUCGCCUUUGUCUGCUCCUUCUCUUUUCGCAUUGUCUCCAGAUAGUUCUUUUCAAUCUCGAGGAUUGAGUCCGAAUCCGAUCCUUCCUGAUAUAAAUCAAAAAGUUCUUGGUUGAUUGCAACAAAUGCCGCUCCAUAAGAAAAACGCUGUAGCAAUUCGAGAGCAAGAUCCAUGCGUCCAACGAUAAUUAGACAAGCUGCUAUGGCUUCCAUGCAAUUCAGCUUCAUUGGUCUUCCGUAAUUCACAGGAUUAGCAGCAAUAAGGUAAGGGAGAAGCCUCUCAUUACGCCCACCUAUCUUGCCGAAUGGAAUUUCCUCAAGUCGAGCCCACGAACAUUCAACUACUGCUACUCCAAUUUCCUCAACUAAUGGUCGAUCGCUGGGGCUCACUACUUGAGUGGCGUUUGGAGUCACUACAAUACCUUGGAAUUUCUGUCCUAUUCGAAGAUCUUUCAUAAGCCCUAGCCUUUCUAAUUUUUUACCACUGCAUCUCUUAGGGUCACAAUGAUCAAAAUCCCACAUUGCUAAUUUGAUAGGAAAUUUGGUUCCCUGUGACUGACCAGAGUAUUUGACUUCUUGACGUUUUCUUCUAUUAGAGUAUUUUGGAGCUGCUGACUCUCUCUUCAA
This is a messenger RNA of Ogataea polymorpha, 2744 nucleotides long. RefSeq lists its product as uncharacterized. The record is from RefSeq and is a predicted model, not a curated record. Bases 1 to 1770 code for a protein of 589 amino acids. NCBI's taxonomy places the organism in Eukaryota, Fungi, Ascomycota, Pichiomycetes, Pichiales, Pichiaceae. The transcript has a single exon. Gene Ontology annotation, cellular component: cytosol. Gene Ontology annotation, molecular function: FMN binding; flavin adenine dinucleotide binding; NADPH-hemoprotein reductase activity.